Molecule: messenger RNA, 1445 nt
Organism: Syngnathus acus (greater pipefish)
Lineage: Eukaryota; Metazoa; Chordata; Actinopteri; Syngnathiformes; Syngnathidae
Gene: dhdh.1
Product: dihydrodiol dehydrogenase, tandem duplicate 1
Exons: 7
Coding region: 88-1110 (340 amino acids)
Molecular function (GO): nucleotide binding
Source: RefSeq, a predicted model, not a curated record
UCCCUGACGUAUAAAUGCAGGAAGCUCCGAGGCGUGACAGCUCUUCUCGCCAAGGUCACAAAUCAAGAGUAGCAAGCGGCUUCCAGCAUGGCGACCCGAUGGGGACUCUGCGGUGCCGGAAAGAUCAGUCACGACUUCAGCGUGGCUUUGAGGACACUUCCACCUCAAGACCACCAGAUAAGAGCCGUCGCAUCGAGGAGUUUGGAGCGGGCCCAAGACUUCGCCAAGAGGCACGGCAUCCUUGAGGCGUACGGCAGCUACGAAGAGCUGGCCAACGACCCAAAUAUUGACGUUGUCUACGUGGGAGUGCUGCACACAGAACACUGGCGAGCGGGCCUCCUCUUCCUCAAUGCUGGCAAGAAUGUUCUGUGUGAGAAACCCUUCGCCAUGAACUCUGGUCAGGUGAAAGACCUCGUCAACGCCGCCAGAACAAACAAGGUCUUCUUGAUGGAGGCAGUCUGGUCUCGCUGCUUCCCCACUUACGUCGAGGUGGGCCGACGGCUGCGUGAGGGGGCCUUGGGGGAGGUCAAACUGGUUAAGGCCUACUUCGGCUCUCCCCAGCUCGAUAUCCCGCGCUCUGUGGAGAGGGAGCUCGGGGGAGGCGCUCUGCUGGACAUCGGCGUAUACUGCCUGCAGUUUAUCCUGAUGGUGUUCGACGGCGAGCGGCCGGAGUCUGUCCACGCCACGGGGGUGUUGCUUGACUCGGGAGUGGACGAGUCUGUGGUUGUGGUGAUGAAAUUCUCCAGAAAGAGGAUGGCCACGUGCACCUUCUCAAUCGCUGUUCGUCUUCCAAACGAUGCUGUCAUCACCGGCACCAAGGGCUCAAUCCAAUUGUGUCGGCCCAUGCAUUGCCCCACCAGACUAGUGGUUAACGACAAAGUAAGUGAGUAUCCUUUGCCAGAGCCUGACCUCCCGCUCAACUUCACCAACAGCACCGGACUUCGCUACGAGGCCGAGGAAGUGCGACAAUGCCUUCUUCAGGGUCUUAAGGAGAGCCCACGGAUGCCUCUGGCUGACUCCAUUUUACUGACAGAAAUCAUGGAUGAAAUCAGGAAGCAAGUGGGCGUUGUUUUUAGCCAGGACAGCCAAAAAUGUUCCUCGGAAACAUAGCCACCUUCACCUGACUUGAACCCAGAGACUGUCCCCAUCAAAAAGCAAACAGCUUGAAACUCUACUUCAAAGCCCUAACCGUAGUUUUAAAAGCAUGCGUCGAAACCCUAACCUUUUACGCCUAAACCUUAAACCUAACCCUAACCUUAACUAACCCUAAUCCUAAACUUUAACAUCAACACCAAAACCCUAAACCUAACCUUAACACUAACCCUAACCCUCAGCAGCUGCAGCACAAUACGCAGGGGGACAGAACGUGGUGCAAAUGAAAUUGCGGUCGACGUGUCACCCCAUUCCCAGUGCCUAAGGCUACAUUAAAGAUACAAUUAUGAAAU